ACUAAAGUAUCUCCUAGACGCGAAUGGAUAUAUUCUCUCGGAUGUUUUAUGGCUAAUUCUGUUUGAAAGCAGAUGUUUAAUUAGUGCUUAACAGCAAUUUAUAGAGACAAAGAGCAAGUAUGUUUAUUUGUCGAUAUAAAAAUAGCAACUUAAGAAAAUGUUCUGACAACAACAAUAUAGCGGUGGUACAUAGCUUCAUGUACAAGUUAACUAAAUGCCAGUGAGUCGCUGUCGUUUGAAAAUGGAUGCUAAUUAUGAUACAAUUAUGCUUGAGCUAAAUAACCAAGUCAUAUUUGAUGCUGAUGAAACUAAAGAAGAGCAGAAGAGUUUUUUGUUUGACGAGAAGGACUCGGGUGAUAUACCCCUAUCUCUGCUUAGCUACUUUGAAACCUCAAAGAGCAGAGCAGCAGUUUGUGAGAAGCUCAUCCUUGAGGAAAUUGAAGACUUCACUGCAUCACAUCACACUGACGACACAAUGAACUUGCCAUUUGAACUUGAUAAGGACAAGAGGAAACUAAAAGAGCAGGUCACUGGUGACACAGAAAAUGAAGAGAACAACACUUCUACUGACACCCGUCUCCUUCCUGUACCCACAGAACCACUUUUUGCUCAAAAUGUGUCAGUGUGUCCCGACAAUGAAGUUGAAACUGGAACACAUGAAUAUACGGAGAGUGAAAAGCAUUUCGCAUUUGAAUACGAGGCAGAGCAAGAAAAACGACACUGUGAGAAGAAGGAGGAGGAAAGGAGACAAAUAGAAAGAGACUUCCAGAAGGAGCUGAAGAAGAUAAUGGAGGCAGAGAAGCUGCAUCAGAAGGAAUAUGAGUUGAUGGGGAAAAGAGCUCAGGAAAAACUUGAACAGGAGUUGCUGCUGCAACAGGAACUGAUCAGCAACUUACAGAGACGAGUGGAGGACGAGAGGAGGAUGAGGAAAGAGGAGCAGAAGAGGAUAAAGAAUGAGGAGGACAAGAGGAAAAGGGAAGAGGAGAAAAUCAAGAUAGAGGCCGAGAGGAAACGAAUGGAGGAAGAGACAAGGCGGAAUAAAGAGGAAGAGAGAAAAAUAGAAGAGAUGACACUUAAAAAAGAAGAGGAGAGGAAACAUAAGGAAGAAGAAAAGAGGAGAAUGGAGAGGGAGGAAAAGAGGAAGAGAGAAGAGGAAAGAGUUAAUACAGAUUUGGAAAAGAAGAAGCUAGAGGAUGGGAUGAGAAUGAUAAAGGAGAAAGAAGAGAGGAAAAGGGAGGAUAUGAGGAGGAAGAGGGAGAAGGAAAGAAAAGAGACAGAAGAGGCAAGGAAAAAGAUGGAGAAAGAGAAGAGAAAAAUGGAGGAAGAAAUAAGCCUGAAGGAAGAGGAGGAGGAGAGAAAAACGAGCAAUAAAGAAUACAUGAGAAUACAAGAGGAGGUGAGAAAGAAGCAGGAUGAGAUGAGGACAAAUAACGAAGAACAGGGGGCUGAUGAAAGAAAAACGAUGGCUCAGGAAAAGCUUAAUGAUGAUGAUGAAAUAACAUUUGUGGAGAGGAAAAAGAAUGAAGAAAAGGACAGGAACAAGACUGAGGAGAAGAGGGAGGUGAAGGAAAUGGUGAGAGAAAAGAAAGGGGAAAACAGAAAACUUAAAGAAGAACUUGGACCCAGGGAAGAGUAUGAGAAGACGAAAACGGACAAUGAAAAGAAAACAAAAGAAGAAGAGCAGAAGAUGAAGCAAAAGGACGAAGUGUAUUACAAAAUGAGGCUUGAAGAGGAUCAGGAUGGCUAUAAAGGCUGCGAUGUGUACAACAGAAAGUUGGAGCAGAAGAGCAAAACAAAAGAAAAGAAACAGGAGGAGACGAGCAAAAGGGAGGAGGAGAUCAAAAAUGUGGAGGAAGAGAAGCAGCUGAGGGGAGAAUUUAAAGAGGUUCCCGAAAAAAACGAAGAAGAAAUUAGACUCAAACUAAAGGAGGGCAGCCAAAAGAGAGUGGUGCGCGACAGGGAAAAGGACGUAAGAGCAAAUGAGCUGCAAGAGAGAAGAGAAAAUAACAGCACGAAUAAAGAUAAAACAGAAAACUCCCUGGUCUCACAACUACAAGACAGCAACAGCUGGACUUCCUCAAGUCCUGGUCUUUUACAAAGCGAGUCUACAGUCAGGCCCCCACGUACUGAAACCAUACUUCAACAACAUCACCCAGAAGUCAGUCAGACCUUCCUAGAUAAAACUGUGGACUACGAAAUUCAAGCAGCAAGGCCUCCCCCUGUGUUUUUACCCGUGUGCCUCCCAGUACACACAGAGAAGAAGAGGCUGUCAUGGAUGAAAGAAUGCAUCCCCUGGUCCAAACUCUCCCUCCAGAACAACAGGAAGCAGAAAGCAUCCGUUCGGAGUCGGAGAGGGCUGAGAGGUGCUGGCGAGGCCAACAGUCUGCCACCUGUCUGCCCAAACUCUUUGCUUCAGUUCACAGGCAAGAAAUCCUUGCAAGAGAUGACUACAGUGACCCUGGAAGACCUGCCUGGCUGUAGCUUAAGCACUCUCGCUCAGUGUACUCAACUUCAGUCCCUCACCCUCAGACGUUGUGGCCUUAAAUCCCUGGAAGGCAUCAACCAGAUACCACAGCUCUGCUACAUUGAUGUACAGGAAAACAACAUCUCAUUUGUCAACUGUGAAAAUAUGACUAGUUUACGAGUUCUUCAACUCGGCCACAACAAGCUGACGUCCAUCCAUGGUUUAACUGGUGCUGAAAAUUUGGACGUUCUAGACCUCUCCUACAACUCCAUAACCCGCAUUGCUGGUCUAGAGUCUAUGAGGAGACUGCAGAGGUUGUCACUGGAUCACAACCAUCUUAUCAGCACCAAAGGACUGAGGGACGUGUUCACUCUUCUGCAUCUGAACUGCUCACACAAUCACCUGGCAAGUGUGGAGGGUCUGGAGAACAGCGCUCUGCUCAGCACACUGGACCUGAGAGCCAACAAUCUUACUGAGCCCCCCAGUCUGAACAACCAGGUCCUCCUCCGAGAGCUGCAUCUAGACGACAACAGCAUCUCCUCACUGCAGGGCCUCACUGCUUGCUGGCUCCCUCUCAUGCAACAUCUCUCUUUGGCCCAAAACAGAAUUACCCAGCUGCCCUCCAUGUCUGAUUCUGUGUCCCUUGCGAAUCUGGAUCUUCGAUUUAACUGCAUGUCAGAGCUCCAGAAUGUGUGUGAAAGUCUGGAGGGAUGUCAAUCCCUGCGAGAGGUCCACCUCACAGGAAAUCCUCUUCAGCAGGAGAGAAGGUGGAGAUCCACUCUGCAGAAAGCAGUGCCUGGGCUGAGGGCCACCGGUGACCAGGAGACAGACUCUUUUCUACCGCCCCCUGCUGUUCAAGAGGUCAACCUGGCUCCGGGCAGCUUCCUAGCGUUCUGCGAGGCUCAGCUUCGGCAGACUGGUGAUUUACAGCAGCGGCACAGCAGGGAGCUCAGUAAUACCUCAUCUUCCCUGGAUGCUGUAAAGACCUCCUGCCGACACUUUGCUGAGGCUCUGCAGCUGGCUAAGGACCAGAGAUUUGCACAUGAAUAUGGUGACACCACUGUGGCUGCCAAACCCAAGGCUGCACGCCAGACAAAACCUGAGGAAAGUCUUGGACACAUGGACAGCGCCAAUGCUGACAAGUGUACUGAGUGCCCAGAAAUGGAGUCCACUGGAAAAGUCCAACAAGUUCUUCCAAACAUGGACAAUGUUGGAUACAAAUACUGGACUUUUGAGGAGAAGUUAGCUGCAGAGAGUCAGCAUUAUUCUUUCGAUACUCUUGCAGGAGGUUCAAAGACAGAGACAACAAUUUGCAGAGUUAAUUCUGACAGUGUUCACUCCUCUGCAACAAAGGGAAAGCCAACUUCCUCCGAUAACGAAAUGGCACUGGGCCUCCAAAACACAGCAGCAGUCGUGAUUCAGCAGCUGUGGAGGAAAUAUAGACUGAAAUGUGAGAACAUCAGCAGCCUUUCCACAGCUGAGAAAGGAGGAGGAAGUGGUGGAGAAGGAGGAAAGCCAGCGUUAAGACCUUCCUAUAUUAAUGGGAGCAUUGUUGGCCAAGAAUAUGCAGCAACUGUCAUCCAGGCUUUUUGGAGAGGCUUCACUCUGAGGAGGAGGCUGGCAUCUGCUCUGGCUGCUGUCACAUGCCUCAACACCGGAGAGGAUGACACCUUUGAGCAGGUGGACAUGGAUGAAUUUGUUUUUGAUGAGGCAGCACUGGAGAAACACUGGACAUUGUCGCUAAUUGAGGACUCACCUCCAAGACGUGGCCCUGUGUCUGAGCAGCCGCUGUCUCUAAAGCCUCUUGAACCCUUCCAGUACAUACUCCCACCAUCGCUUGUAUUGAGGCCAAAGCAGGCCUGGGUGCCCGGAGAACAGGUGGACUCUGCUGGUCAGAGGGUGUCCCCAGAGAGUCCAAUCAGAGGCCAAUCUCCUGCUUCAACCUCAAUGCUCAGCGGUCUGUCUGAAAGAUCAGAAAAGAUUCUGGAAGAAUGGGGCUUCACCGACAGCCACACAGCUCUUCUGAUGCUCAAGAGAGCUCAGAAGAUGAAGUCAACGAAGCAACAGCAGAAGAAACGUAGAGAUCCCUCUGUCCGUCUUGCCUUGUUUAGAAACUGCAGUCACCAGCUUGGUCCAGUGGAGGCACAAAACAGACCAUCAAAACACAGCAGGAAUUAUAUAAGAGUUGGUGAAGCCGAGCUGGGCCUUCAGCAGGCAGAGAAGGUGGAGCGAGUGACGCAGGAGCGAGCUGAGCAGUGGCUGCGCACCCAGGCUGCUCCCUCUGACAGGGACUCAGAGAGCGAGCAUUUCUUACCAGAGAUCAGCGCUGACAUUCUCAACGGUGGCAGAGUGCAGCUUGUGGCUGACCCAGGAUAUACAGAAGGUCUACAUCAGGCCAAUGGAUUGUGGGCCAACGGGUUGUGUGCCAACAGCAUUUUAGCUGCCCAGCCUUGCAAAGAGAACAAUUAUCCUCGCAGAAACUCUUUGGGUCGUGCAAGAAAGGAGGUUCCAUCUCCUCAGCGAGUCACAUCAGCUCCAUCAAAAAAGGAGCGCAUCUCCUACCGAGACCACCCUGUCCAGUUGAGUGGCGGCUGGGGAGGGGGCAAGAAGCGAGACAAAGUGUACAAGUAAAACACAAACUCUUCUACUACCACGUCACCUUCUUUUGCUGUCCUUAUCCAACACCCAGAGCAACUUAAAGACAGAUACAUUUGGUAUUUUUCCCUCUUCUAAUACAUAUCU
This is a messenger RNA of Etheostoma cragini (Arkansas darter), 5206 nucleotides long. It is a transcript of the gene lrriq1, whose product is annotated as leucine-rich repeats and IQ motif containing 1. The transcript has 26 exons. Gene Ontology annotation, molecular function: protein binding. NCBI's taxonomy places the organism in Eukaryota, Metazoa, Chordata, Actinopteri, Perciformes, Percidae. The record is from RefSeq and is a predicted model, not a curated record. The coding region runs from base 215 to 5095 and encodes 1626 amino acids.